CUAACAAUACUGUGUUUUGGAAAAAAUAGCUCGGGCCGUCAAAACUGCUUUUCGAAUUAAAGGAACUUCUUUGCGUAAGAGAUCACAAGCUUUAACUGCUAGAGAACCUCAGUCCGUUUCAAGUUUAAUGAUUACAUAUUGCGAGUGGGAUUGUAUAGUUUUCGCAAUGAAUUUUAUGAAGUUAUAUUUUAAUUGAAUUGGGAUGUGUGUUAUUACCUGUGUCCAGCUUUUUUAACCAAAAAUAUGAUAAAAGUUAAUUAAAAAAAAAAAAGACUUCCAAACUCAAACGUCUAAAUUCCGUCUGAAAAUGUUGGGUAGAAAUGUAACAUUGUUUUUCCUAACAAUGCUGUGGUUUAACUUUUGUAGUGUGCGUUGAAAAUAUUGAAAUGGACAUUUCCCCUGAAGCUGUUGAAGGAUGUUCUGCUGAAAAUGAAAAUGCUGGGAUCAUGGGUGAGCUCUCUGCCAAAUCAGCAGCAAAAAGUUAUUGGAAGAAAGAACUUGAAGAUGAGCUAGAUGACCUACAUCUACGCGAGGAAUGGACUUUUGGCAAAGUCAGUGAAGAUCAUCAGCACACUGGUAGCGAGGAAGAUGCAAUGGAAUUUGUGCAGAGCAAACGUUCAGAACAAUUAUACAGCCAUAACUGUUCCAAGAAAUGCCAGGAUAAAGGUUUGGUUUUCAUAGUACAUGUAGCAUGGACUUGUUUUGGUUUCAUGAAUCUGCAAAUAUAAUGCUAAUUUAUGUGGUUAAUAAAAUCCUUCCAUACUCUACCCUUUUAUUUCAAUUUUUUAUUCAGCUCACCCACAUAGUUGUGAAAUUCCAUUAACCCCCAGUCAUAUCUUUCUCCCGUAAGGGCAUUAUAGAGGAUUUGACAUACCAUCAGUAAGGACGACAUAGUUCAAUAGUCAGACCAUUUUUGCAGGUUGUGGUUAGUUGUAUGUGGCAGAUGGAAACUGGAAACUUCGUUAUGCUCACUGCAUGUGGAAAGUGCCUGUGAUAGUUCCAGGAUUUGGGGAAGCAAAGUAUCCAAAUAUCUGUCCUCUGUCCCCGAAACGUGGUCAUGCAUUUUGUGAAAAACAUUGUCACAUAGCAGUAGCAGCAGGAUAUCCCUCAGAGCUUCGUUUGUUCCUUAAAAUGUGUGGAGUGCCUGAUGCUGAUAAAUUUACCAGUAUGCCAGUGCAUUCUUAAUUAAAUCAUUGAUAUGUUUCUUUAGACGAUAGUGAGGAAUUGAAAUUAUCAAUAUCAGUUGUGUUUAUCAUUAUGCUUCAGAGUUGGAGGAAACUGCACCUCAAAACCAGGAUGCUUUGGGUCCAGACAUAAUCAGUGUUGUUGAUGACAAUUUGAAGACAUGUGCACAGUCGAGCCAGCCUGGUAAAUUGAAUGCUUCAAGCUAUCAAGGUGAUUAUAGUUAAGUUAUUAUU
Molecule: messenger RNA, 1418 nt
Organism: Orbicella faveolata
Lineage: Eukaryota; Metazoa; Cnidaria; Anthozoa; Scleractinia; Merulinidae
Source: RefSeq, a predicted model, not a curated record